Jatropha curcas is the source of this 1172-nucleotide messenger RNA. RefSeq lists its product as uncharacterized. Lineage: Eukaryota; Viridiplantae; Streptophyta; Magnoliopsida; Malpighiales; Euphorbiaceae. The record is from RefSeq and is a predicted model, not a curated record. Gene Ontology annotation, molecular function: protein binding.
CAUUUAUAAAUUUGUUUCUAUGUUUCUUUAAAAUUAGAAAUAGUCGGGAUUUCAUACCUGCAUUUGUAAGUUGUAACUCGGUAACUCCAUAGCCGAAAUGAAAUCCCUCAAACAAGUAAAUCACCAUCUUCAGUUCCUCUCAAACCCAUCAAAACCCUUUGCAAUCUACCCUUUCGCUCGACAAUUCUGUGCAUCAUCUUCCUCAAGUGAAAUAGAAAAAUCAAAAAAUUCAGAACUAUCAUUAACCCAACAAGAACUAACCAAAAUUAACCUCUUAAUACCUCGUCUAUGUCUCUCAGACCAUCUAACCACGGCAAUCCACUUAACCACAACGUCCCUUCUCACAAACCCACCUCAAAAGUCCAUUUCUUUUUCCAUUCUCAUUCACUUUCUCACUUCCCAACCUGACAUGGCCAAAUCCAUGUCAUUUCUCACCAUUCUUAGGCACACCCCACAAGUCCAUUGUCAUCUUACACCUAUCACUACAAUGCUUAUCACCUCUUAUGUUAAAAAGAGGAGACCCAAAGAGGCUUUGAAAGUGUAUCAAUGGAUGCAAAGGCCUGGGUCACCAUGUAAAGUGGAAAGGAUUGUGUAUGAGGUUUUGGUUAACCGAUUCUGUGGGUUUGGGUUGGUUCUUGAGGGUCUAAGGAUUUUGAAGGAUAUGGUGGCUGUGGGUUUUGUGCCUAAGAAUGGGCUGAGGAGAACGGUUUAUAGGAGUUUGUUGAGGGAAGCUAGAGUAGGGAAGGCAGUGGAGUUGAACGAGGCUUUGUAUGGUUGUUUUGAAGAUGAUAAUGGUGAGGGUGUUAAGAAAGUGAGAGAAUUGUUGGAUUCUAUUAUUGGGAAUUGGACAGAGUAAGAACAGGUGAUACAGUGAAUUCUAGGACCUGCUACCCCUCCCUAUUCUUCUUGCUUUUGGAUUCUUCUCUUUGAACAUCUUAUAUAGUGUCAUCCAAGAAUAUUCACGUUUUAAUUCCUGUGCUUUUGUAGAAUAUUUAUCAAGUAUCCAGUGUCCUUUUUUCUGACUUGUGCCUUCUUUGUCUUGGAGCUGUCAAUAGGAAGCAAUUUGCAUGUUUCACAACUUGUAUUGUGCUAUAAAAUUAUAAGCAUAUGCCCUGUUGUAUUUGAUGGCUUUAAUUUUCUGAUUUGGUUGAGUUUGAAGUCCUAUUUUUGCA